This is a messenger RNA of Funneliformis caledonium, 380 nucleotides long. NCBI's taxonomy places the organism in Eukaryota, Fungi, Glomeromycota, Glomeromycetes, Glomerales, Glomeraceae. The record is from the annotation of a GenBank genome assembly.
GUUCUAAUGAAUAUUAUGACACAAAUUUCAAUAAUAAUGUUUCUUUAGAACAAAAAACAAUUUUAAGUAAUUUUGAAAGAUUAAGUAAUGUAUCUAGAACUUCAUUUGAUGAAAAUGUUAAUACCAAUGCAGAUACACAUAUUGUGAAAAGACUACGACAUAAAGGGUCUGGUGGAUCAGUUAAGCGAAGUUUUGUAUGGAAAUUCUUUGAUGAAAAAGAUAAUCCCAGUGGACCUGGUAAAAUAAUGGCUUGUAAAAACCUUCUUUCUAAUGGCAAACUAUGUACUGUUACAUAUGCAGCUUUGGAUAGUACAAGCAAUACAAUACAACAUCUUGCUAAUAUACAUGGAAUUUUAGAUGAAAAUAAAGUUCAUAUUAAG